GCAGUCCGUGUGUGUGUGAGAGAACGGAGUCGAGAGAUGCUGCUGCUUCAGAGGACUACGUCAGAGCAAGCACCCUCCUCGUCCUCCCCCUCCUCUCUUGCCAGGAGGUACGCCAGUGUGCCCGCCAGCCCCGAGAAGGUUCUGGAGCACCUGCUGAGCCACCUAUCGCUGGAAGAGGACAGGGGAGCCCUCAGGCAAGACAGACAGAGAGUCUCCUUGAGGACUUUUUGCUGACUUACCCAGUGUUCAUGUCGACCAACGACCUUUGCCAAGCACUUCUAGGAUACUAUUGUUUGAAGCGAGGCAGGAUGAAGGAAGAAGCUAAAGAGACUCUGCUGAGGAAGCGCAAAGUCCUGCACCUGCUGUCCCAGUGGAUCGCACUCUGUCAUGACACACUGCAGGAGGGCGAACACACCAAAGUCUUUAUGAAGAUGCUGUACCGCUACGUUUUGGAUGACCUUUAUGAAUACCCGACCCUGGAGAAAGAGGUGAAGGAGCUCCAGAAACUUCUCCGCAUGCAACGCAGACACACGGUGGAUGAUUAUUCUCCCCAGCGAAAGAAUAAAGCACUUUCCCACCAGCUGAGUCUGAAAGAGACCUGGCAGCCUACAUGCAUGGCCCAGAGGCAGAAUAAGGAAGUUAUGUGUCACGUUUAUGUGACCAUGGACUCAUAUGUGAGUGUGAGGACCCACAGUGAGGUAACUGCACAGGCGCUGCUGGCAGCAGUGGCUGAGAGAUUAGAGUGUGCAGAAGACGACAUGGUGCUGGUGGCAGUCAUCUAUUCCAGAGGGAAGGUGCUGCUCCAGCCGCAGCAGUGUGUGUACUCCGACUCCCUCGGUGCUGUGAGCAGACUGUGUGCGUGCAGAAGAGACCUGACAGAGAUCCCUAGCCUCGUCACAGAUAAUGGACAGAUGCAACAGCCGACAUUUAGGAUGCUGAGUAUGAACACAUGGGAUAUAGCUGUGGCUCUGACCAAUUGUGACUGGAGUCUCUUUAGAAAUCUGAAGGAGCAAGAACUGGUGAAUUUUACACUGAGCCGUGAUUCCUGUUCUGGCCACUCAGCGGCGCUGGAGCUGCUGCUUCAGCGCUGCAACGAAGUUCAGCAGUGGGUGAUGACUGAAGUGCUGCUGUGUCCUACACUCUGCAAACGUGUGCAGCUCUUUAAGAAGUUCAUCAAGAUCGCAGCCCACUGUAAAGCACAGAAGAACCUGAAUUCGUUCUUUGCCAUUAUAAUGGGUUUGAACACUCCAGCUGUCAGCCGGCUGACUCACACGUGGGAGAAAGUUCCUGGGAAAUUCAAAAAGUUGUUCUCCGAGCUUGAGAGCUUGACCGACCCAUCCUUUAACCACAAAGCCUACAGAGAUGCCUUUAAGAAGAUGAAGUCUCCCAAAAUCCCUUUUCUACCUCUGCUACUGAAAGAUAUUACAUUCAUUCACGAGGGAAACAAGACCUUUCUUGAUAAUCUGGUCAACUUUGAGAAACUGCGCAUGAUGGCAGACAUGGUGCGGGUCAUAAGGCACUGUCAGACAGACCACAUGGGAAACAUGUUGACCCAGAAGGAGAGUGCCGAAGUUAAAGCCUACACCAACUAUUUACACAUCAUUGACAAUCAGCAGACUCUGUUUGAGCUUUCACACAGACUGGAGACAAAAGUCUAGGACGUGUGUGUGUGUGUGUGUGUGUGUGUGUGUGUGUGUGUGUGUGUGUGUGUGCGCGCGCAUUACUUAAUGUGUUUUAUUGACUUAGAAAAGAGGUGGUGCCAUAAUCCCUCUUUGGUGCCAAGACACUGAGAAGGAGGCACAAAUAGCACGGAGAGCCACAAGGGGGAGAGACUGAGCCUCACAGACUGCACACUUCAGAGGAAGAGAGAAUCACAAGAAGCCAAGGACCUUUUAGUUUUUUACAAAUGCAUAAAUGUGUAAAGGCACUGAAGAACCUGGGAUGGCUAUUAACCUAGCCAAGGCAAUCAGAAGGAUAUUACAAAUCAACUGAUAUAUCGGAGUACACUGAUCUCUUAUUGACAAGCCUAAAACAGUCAUGUCAUAUGCAUGAAAAUGUUAAUAGAUAAGACAAUCAGAAACAGAAAAAUAAAACAGAAUUCAGCAGU
This is a messenger RNA of Silurus meridionalis, 2107 nucleotides long. RefSeq names its product rap guanine nucleotide exchange factor 5-like. Gene Ontology annotation, cellular component: plasma membrane. Gene Ontology annotation, molecular function: guanyl-nucleotide exchange factor activity. Gene Ontology annotation, biological process: Ras protein signal transduction; positive regulation of GTPase activity. NCBI's taxonomy places the organism in Eukaryota, Metazoa, Chordata, Actinopteri, Siluriformes, Siluridae. The coding region runs from base 249 to 1658 and encodes 469 amino acids. The transcript has 17 exons. The record is from RefSeq and is a predicted model, not a curated record.